CUCUCUCUAACAAUAUUAUGAUUUUAUCUGUUGUCAGCGCUGCUUGGCCUCGACGUCUGAGAGAGAGAGGGUGAGGUAACUCUUGUACGCCAAGAUGUGCGCCCAGAAAUUCAGUUUAUCCUUCUCGAAGACAAUAGAGAAGAAGUCCCUGCAGCCGUCUGCCAUCAGGAACGACGCCCCCGCCGAGAUCAAGGAGAGAACCGAGACUCUCGAGUCCAUCGAGGAAAAUGUCUUGAAAACAGAUGGCAAGACAGAGGAGACAGAAUUGGUCAUUCCACUGAUGCAAGUCAAUCGAGCAGCUGUUUACCAAAAGUUGGUAGAAAAGCUCAAAGCAUCCAAGAGCAAUGAGGAAAACAAUGAAGAGGUAAUGAACACAGCAACUGAGGAAGAUAAAACCAAGAAAGAGCCCAGAGUCUUAACUUUGGAUGAACAAGCUGAAGCUGCAUUGUUGGAAGAAAGCAAGAGAAGGCUUGACACUUGGAAUGAGCGAGGUGCAAAUGAUAAUUUGACCAUCUUGUCUCAAGUAGAAGAGAAACUUGAUACAUCACCAAAUGACCUUGGUAAAGAAUCUUCACUUGAUGAUUAUGAUCAGGUUGACGUAUCUGUUUAUGGAGCAGCAAUUCUCAGGGGUAUGGGCUGGAAGAAGUCCGAGGGUGUUGGUCGAGGGAACAAAAAGGUUGUAGAAAUCAUAAAUCCAUCAUCAAAAUCUUUUGGACUGGCUGGCAAAAAACCUGAAAUUCCAAUUGUUGAGGGAAAAGGAGUUACACAGGAAGAAGAGCUGACCCUUAUGAAAGGAUCGUAUGUUUUCAUUCACAGUGGUCGGCAUCGUGGAACAUAUGGCGUGGUUGAGACACUGGAUGAAGAUCACCUACUGGUAAAGGCAGCUGUGAGUCAAACUGUAAUACGAGAAGUGGAGCUCAAUGUGAGAGUUGUCUCACAAAAUGAAUUUAAAGACUCCUCACGUGUCAUUAACAAAGACAUGUAUGACAAGUUCAAGGAAGAGGAAGCUAAAACGAAGGAAAAGCUGAAGAAAAUGGUGAAAGAUUCUGAACCAAAGCCAGACAACACAACCGCACUACAGAGAGGGUUAAAGUUAGAGAAAAUGGCUAAAGAGGAAAUAACUCCCACUAAUAAAGACAAGGUGGUAAAGAAACCCAGUCAUCCAUCCAAAGAAGUUGAAUUGAAGAUGGAGCUCAAAAGAGAAACACAAGAUACAGAAAAGACAAGUAAACACAGAAAUGAGAGAAAAUACAGAGAAUAUGAAGGGAAAAAAUCUAAGAAUGAUCCUAAACGAUGUGAUGAGAAAUCAGAAGUGAAGCUUGGUUUAGACAGCUAUGGUGAGAAAUAUCAGUCAGAGUACACUAAAAAAUCUGUAGAUAAGAAUGAUGUGCUCAAGAAUCAUUCACAAAAACACAGUAACCAUUCCCAGAGUUCAUAUUACAAUAGCAAGUCGAAAGUCGGCAAAAGAGAAUAUGAAGAUGAAUAUGAUAGCUAUAGUCAAGGAUGUGUGAAAGUUCAAAAGUCACAAAGUAAGAUGCCAGCUAUUCCUUGGGUUCAAGAAAACCUUAGAGUUCGCUUGAUAAGUAAAAGUUAUAAAGGAGGAAGAUACCACAAAGAAAAGGUUAUUGUGCAAAAUGUGGAAACUGCUGAAAGCUGUGAAUGCAUAACUGAAGAAGGGAAAAUGUUGAGGCAAGUCCACCCUGCUUGGCUGGAAACUGUCAUACCCAAAGUUCAUCCCCAGAUCGUUAUGGUUGUGAAGGGACCGCAGAAAGGACAGAAAGGCCUAAUAUUACAGCUACACAAAGACCAAGAGAAGGCAUCUAUACAGUUACUUGAAGAUGAAACUGUAAUAAUCAAGCUACAUUACGAUGACAUAUGUGAAUAUGUACGACGAUGAUGAACAUUCUCCAGACUUAAAAGACCACCUAUCUUGGAGAUUAUAUUCUCCAGCAUUGUCUAACAUAAUACUUUAUUUCUCUAGUGUCAUGUAAUUAUAUCAUUUUUUUAAA
Procambarus clarkii (red swamp crayfish) is the source of this 2009-nucleotide messenger RNA. RefSeq names its product G-patch domain and KOW motifs-containing protein. Gene Ontology annotation, molecular function: nucleic acid binding. The record is from RefSeq and is a predicted model, not a curated record. Gene Ontology annotation, cellular component: spliceosomal complex. NCBI's taxonomy places the organism in Eukaryota, Metazoa, Arthropoda, Malacostraca, Decapoda, Cambaridae. Gene Ontology annotation, biological process: mRNA splicing, via spliceosome.